AGCCGUUAUUAGCAGCUAGAUAGCUAGAUGCGUUGCAUCGACCACGGGCUUUCGAAGAACAACGCCGGUCGAGCUCCCCGUUGUGGAAUCGGAGACCGAGCGAAUGGAGACAUCGCGAGAUGAAGAUGCGACCUUCCCGCAACCCAGGUCUUAAUCGAUACCAAGAACAAUAUGGGCACUCGGAAUUCGUGCCGAGGGUAGGUAAAUAGAUUGAUAACAUAAAAGGACUUGAUGGGAUCGACAUUUCGAUAACGAAGAUACUGUAGCAUCCUCAUCGCCUUUCUCGCACCGCACCGAAAAGAUGAAGUACCAGAUUGUCAACCUUGCCAUCUCGGCCGGCGGUGCCUUGGCAGCCACCAGCGGCGAGUUCAGCAUCCUAAGCAUGAACGUCGCAGGCUUGCCCGAGAUCCUCAACGGCAACGAGGUCCCUGGAGACAAGACCAGCAACUCGCAGCAGAUGGGUACCAAGUUCUCCCAGUACAAUUAUGACAUAAUUCACGUACAGGAGGACUUCAACUAUCACGCCUACAUCUACUCUACCGACACGCACCCGUACCGCACGGCCACUUCCGGCGGGGUGCCAUUCGGCUCCGGGCUGAACACCCUGGCCAACUUCAAUUGGAUCGACUUCGACCGUGUCAAGUGGGCAACUUGCAGCGAUGCUUCCGAGAGCGAUUGCUUGACUCCUAAGGGCUACACGUUUAUGCGCGCCAUCAUCGAUGACGGCGUCUACGUCGAUGUGUACAACCUACACGCGGAUGCGGGUACCGAGGACGGUGAUGAGGCAGCUCGCUCUUCCAACCUGAAGCAAGUCGCCGAUGCCAUCGACACCAACAGCAAGGGCAACGCGGUUCUCGUUUACGGCGACACCAACAGCCGAUACACGCGCACCAGGGACGGCAUCACCAUCUUCUCCACGCAGAACGGCAUGAAGGACCCCUGGGUCGAGCUGAUCCGCGGCGGCGUCGUCCCCACCGUCGAGACGAUCUGCACGAACCCCAGCACGACCAACACGUGCGAGACCGUCGACAAGGUCUUCUACCGCGGCAGCCCGCUCCUGAGCCUAGCCGCGACAUACUGGAACUACGAGAGCAACAAGUUCCUCCAGGCCAACGGCAGCAUCCUGUCCGACCACAACCCGAUCACCGUCAACUUCACCUGGUCGGCCGGCUCAUCCCUGCGGCAAUCCAGUUUCUGGGGCGGCCCGCACGGAGCCUGGUUCAGCGACGUCACCACGCUCGCGACCAAGACCUCGCCCAAGGCCAGCGUCCUCACCUUCCGAGGCGCGAAGCGUCUCGAUAGCGUCGGCCUUACUCUAACUGACGGAACUACAUUCACGCACGGCGGCACCGGCGGUGACGUCUCAUCGCUAACGCUGAACUCGGGCGAGCGCUGGACCAGCGCGCAGCUCUGCCAGGGCCAGAAGAGCGGGGAGACGCGCAACUUCUACAUCAAGGCGACCACGAGCAGCGGUCGCACUCUUUCCGCCGGCACCUCAACCUCUGACUGCGCGACAUACACCGCGCCGUCUGGAUGGGGCAUCGUCGGUUUCCUAGGCCAGGACGGAGAUGAGAUGGACCAGUUGGCGUUCGUAUAUGCGCCGCAGUAAGCAAGCCUUAGGCUUUUGGCCUCGGCGACAUUGUACAUAGCAGCAGUACUAGUAAUACAUAAUCCAUAAUUACCUACCUA
Molecule: messenger RNA, 1689 nt
Organism: Annulohypoxylon maeteangense
Lineage: Eukaryota; Fungi; Ascomycota; Sordariomycetes; Xylariales; Hypoxylaceae
Product: mannose-binding lectin
Exons: 2
Coding region: 302-1609 (435 amino acids)
Cellular component (GO): cytoplasm
Molecular function (GO): sphingomyelin phosphodiesterase activity
Source: RefSeq, a predicted model, not a curated record